Messenger RNA from Penicillium concentricum, 1359 nucleotides. RefSeq names its product squalene monooxygenase erg1 (gene erg1). Gene Ontology annotation, biological process: ergosterol biosynthetic process. NCBI's taxonomy places the organism in Eukaryota, Fungi, Ascomycota, Eurotiomycetes, Eurotiales, Aspergillaceae. The record is from RefSeq and is a predicted model, not a curated record. The coding region runs from base 1 to 1359 and encodes 452 amino acids. Gene Ontology annotation, molecular function: squalene monooxygenase activity; flavin adenine dinucleotide binding. Gene Ontology annotation, cellular component: endoplasmic reticulum; membrane. The transcript has 3 exons.
AUGGUCUCCACGCUCAAUGGCGCCCCCUCUCUCCGGCCGCUCAACGCCGCAUCGACCACCACGAAGCUGAUGUCCGUGAUUCUGCUGGAAAAGUCAUUGGAGGAGCCCGACCGCAUUGUUGGUGAACUACUCCAACCGGGAGGUGUUCAGGCGCUCGAGCAACUAGGGCUACGAGAUUGUCUGGAAGAUAUCGAUGGCAUUGACGUGAAGGGAUACUGGGUUUCUUACCAUGGCGAGCCGGUUCUCCUCGAAUACCCCAAGUCUAGCCCAACCUCACCUACACCGUUGGGACGAGCCUUCCAUCAUGGUCGAUUCGUGAUGAAACUACGGGCAGCCGCUUUGUCCUGCCCCAAUGUCACAGUGGUCGAAACGAAGGUGACCGGCCUUGUCACAUCGUCACAUACCGAGGAAGUCCUUGGAGUCGAGUGUAUGACCAAGGACGUCAAGGAUUGUUACUUCGCCCAACUCACCGUGGCCGCCGACGGCUACAACUCCGAGUUCCGCAAGGAACACCACCAGUACGCGCCCAAACGGCGAUCAAAGUUCUAUGGCUUGGAACUCAUCGAUGCCAAACUCCCCGCACCCAACACUGGUCAUGUCCUCGUCAGCGAUCACCCACCCGUGCUCAUGUACCAGAUCGGCACCCACGAGACCCGAAUCCUUAUCGAUAUCCCCGAUAACUUCCCUCUGGCCUCGGUGAAGAAUGGUGGUGUCAAGGGUUAUAUGCGAAACAACAUCCUGCCCCAGCUCCCAGAGGGUGCGCAACAGUCGUUCUCCAAUGCGCUAGAGCAAGGCCAGCUACGGUCAAUGCCGAACUCGUUCCUGCCUGCUUCGGCCAACAAGACACCUGGUUUGGUGAUUCUAGGAGAUGCACUCAACAUGCGGCACCCUCUCACGGGUGGAGGCAUGACAGUGGCGUUCAACGAUGUCUGUCUCCUCCGCGAUUUGCUCAGCCCAGAGCGCGUGCCCACCCUCUCCAACACAGGCCUUGUUCUCGAACAGCUCGCGGAAUUCCACUGGAGGCGAAAGAAUUCUUCUUCAGUGAUCAAUAUCCUCGCACAAGCUCUCUAUGCGCUCUUCGCCGCAGACAGCGAAAGCCUUAGAGCUCUGCAGCGUGGCUGUUUCCGCUACUUCCAGAUUGGACCAGUUAGCGGCCCUAUUGGGCUGUUGGCCGGUCUGAUCAAGAAACCCCUUGUCCUCGUCAGCCACUUCUUCUCCGUCGCCUUCCUCUCCAUCUGGGUUCUUCUCUGUGAUACCCCUCUGACCCACCUUAUCCUAUUCCCAUACUACGCCUUCAUGAUAUUGUACACAGCCUCUAUCGUGCUUUUGCCAUACGUCUGGACCGAGAUCUGGUACUGA